Dermacentor silvarum is the source of this 1067-nucleotide messenger RNA. RefSeq names its product rab3 GTPase-activating protein catalytic subunit-like. The transcript has 8 exons. NCBI's taxonomy places the organism in Eukaryota, Metazoa, Arthropoda, Arachnida, Ixodida, Ixodidae. Gene Ontology annotation, biological process: positive regulation of GTPase activity. Gene Ontology annotation, molecular function: GTPase activator activity. Bases 138 to 1067 code for a protein of 309 amino acids. The record is from RefSeq and is a predicted model, not a curated record.
GUUUACUCCUCUAUAAAUUGGUACUGAUUUAUUAUUGCUGAAACUAAGCGCGUUACCUGUCUUCCUAUCUUUUAUUACACAGUCUGGAGCCUGGCACACCGAACCUGGCUGCUUCAAUUCUCCACCAAAAACUUCAGAUGCUGAACUACUGCAUAGAGAGGAAGAAAAAACGAGACCGCCGCAACAUCGUCGUGGACGAGUCUGGCUCCCAGCCCAAGUCGGGGUCGAGCGAAAGCGACGAGGAUAUAUUCUACGAGUGUCCCGACGACAUUGCCGCCGAAGGUGACAAGGGCGAGUCUGGGGACAAUACUGCCAUCGUGGGAAACGGCUCGAAGGAGUUUGCGACAACCAGCACAGGAGGACAGGGAGUCGUGCGCGAGGGUGUACUGCGCCGUUGUGGCGACAUGACGCUCCUUGGAAGCAGCGAGCCCCUCUACAUUCCUGUCACACAGGAGCCGGCUCCGAUGACGGAGGACAUGCUGGAGCAGCACGCCGAGGCGCUGGUCAAGCUGGGCAGCAACCCCGAGGGCGCCGUGCUGCGCGCGCGCAUGCAGAGCGCCUGCCUUUUCUCCGACAUGGAGGCCUUCAAGGCAGCCAACCCAGGAGCAUCACUGAGUGACUUUGUGCGCUGGUACUCUCCACGUGACUGGGUUGCGCCAUUAGUGGAUCAAACAACUGGGCAAGUAAUUGAAGAGGGCCACCUGAGUCAUCGUAUGCAGCUACCUGGCAACACUUGGCAGGAGGUUUGGGAGACAGCACGCCCUAUGCCUGCACAUAGGCAGAAACGCCUUUUUGAUGACACCAAGGAAGCAGAAAAGGUGCUGUAUUAUCUGCUGUCACUGCAUCCAGCCGAGAUUGUGAAGCUGUUGAUACCCAUUUUAAUCCACUGUGCCUUAGCACACAUCAUUGAUCAUGCCCACGAGGGUCCUCGUUCUUUGACAACAUUCCUGGAGCAAACCAUAACUAAGGUGGCUUCACAACUCAGAGGAAAAGAACCAAAGUACAAGCCCAAGGUGGACGAACCGUGGGCCCUGGCCGCCCUCGGAGCCUGUCCACCAGUGUGCUAG